Molecule: messenger RNA, 1887 nt
Organism: Sander lucioperca (pikeperch)
Lineage: Eukaryota; Metazoa; Chordata; Actinopteri; Perciformes; Percidae
Exons: 5
Coding region: 140-1087 (315 amino acids)
Source: RefSeq, a predicted model, not a curated record
AGAGACAGACUUAUGAACUACAGAGAAAGCUCUGCGUGGAGUCUCCACACAACCAUAACUCAAGAUUUAAGGCGUGGUCGUUUGAAAUAUCAGAGAGCACAGCUUCAGUUCCUUCUUUCUAUUUCAUUAAUAACUAACAAUGGCUGAUCCUGAACUGCAGAGACGAGAAGAAUUCCUGGUAGAGGGAGAGCCUUUCAGACAGAAUGCUUUCCUGAUUAUCAAUGAAAUGGUUGCCAUGGAGAGGCAGAAACCUAAUAGGGUGUUAGUGGAUGAGGUUCAUCACAGCAUCUUCUUUUUGGGAAAGAUAAACACGCCACCAUUUCCCCCAGAAAUGAUUUUGAGUGAUGCUGAAGUGCUAAAUGCAUUUAAGAGCCUAUACCCUGGGCCUUUUGAGAAAUGUUCCUCUCAGGUACCCAGGCGGAGUCCAUUUUCAUGUGUGCUCGACAUGGUUGUCUAUGUGACUGGACAAGUCAAUGAAGGAGCAAUCAUACAGCAGCUGCAACAGUUCAUCGGUGAACUGAGGGGGGGUAUUAACAAAAAGCCUCUGGUCUCCAAAGCCAUCUGUGUCUCUCAGAGUAAAAGCCCAGGUUCAGUCAGGUACUAUGGAGUCUCCAUGUCCACUGAUGCCACUGGACGCAAGAAAGUCCUGAUUGGUGCUUCCUGUCUCAGGAUCUGGCAUACAUAUGUAGCUGACGCAGUGAUGACCUUCUAUCCAGAGAAAGCUACUGGGGGAUUUGCCAGAAAGACAUAUUUCGAUGGAACCAUCAGAGUUCCAGAGCAGAAUGUCCGGUGCGUAACGUUUGAUCUUUAUAACGGAGAAGUUAAGCCUCCUUGUAAAUCAUGUCGUGAGUUGUUUGGUUUGACAGGAGGGGCAACAGAGGCAACAGUCCCCUAUGGCAACUGUGCUGAAGCUGAAAGUCUGAGCAACUUGUUUCGAGUCGAUGAAGCAGUUAGAGAUCAAGUACCAGCACCAACUGGUGGUGACAGAGCGAGGGCUGAAAGAACCGUCCUUGAGGCGCAUAGAGGUUUGGUGCGCUCCUUUCCAGUAUUUAAUCAAUGGACGGAUCAUUUCUACAUCCCACAGUAAGCCAGAUCUUAAAAAGGGAAAGACUGAAUCAGGGCCGGGAAGAUGUGCUUUAGAUUUGAUUCUUUCCUGAUACAUGAGAGUGAUUUUCAUUUAUUGUGAUUUAAUAGGAGUAUUGGGAUUUUCUUUUCCUUCUUUAAAAAAAACAAAAGUUUAAUAAAAGACUUCUAGAGACAAUAUAUCAUCAGGAGAUAUUUCUAAGAACUGAUUGUUUUCUAAGAAGAAUGACAUCACAUGUCAGUCAGUCUGAUGUUGAUUUACUUUGUAAAGAAGAAUAUAAGACGGAUUUACUGCUGUUUCUGCUUUUGUUUUUCCCACCCGUAAAUUGAAUAUGAAAUAUUGAUGCGUAGACUUCAUAUGGUCCUUUAUUACCCAGUGAAGAUGAUUCUUUAUCAAACAGCAGAGAUCAGUGUAGAAGUUGUUACUGAACGUGGAGGUCAUGUGAUCACAGCUGUUAAUAUUUCCUGCUAAUGCUCCAGCUACUUACUACCAUAACAAUAAAGAUAUGAAUGCAUUGAUGGAAAACAUAGUAAACCAAAUGUGUCAACAACACAUCUCUUCCUCCUGAACUUUGACUACCAAGAUGAUGAUAUUAAUGAUAUUAAUAGUGACUGUCCUAUCUGAAGCUGAUGUUCUUCUCUGGGAUUCUGGCUGUUCUGACUUUAUCUUCAUGGCUGAAUGAACUCAUUAGAGUCUCUUCACAUCAAAUCUAAUGAAAUGUGUCAACUGUUGGAGUAAAGCAUGCAGAAGAUGGAAACCAUAAAUCUAUCAUGUUGUUGACAAUAAAAUGAUGCUGAUGAAAA